Messenger RNA from Moneuplotes crassus, 1640 nucleotides. NCBI's taxonomy places the organism in Eukaryota, Ciliophora, Spirotrichea, Euplotida, Euplotidae. The record is from the annotation of a GenBank genome assembly.
UUUGUUCUAGUAGGCAGGCUCAAAGCUCUUUUGUUCUCAUCUCUGUUGCCAGUACUGGCCACACUUAGUCCAUAGCUUCAGCCAAAUUUGUGAACUUUGGGUUCCAUGAUAAAUCCCAAGAUAUCUUUUUACCUUCUUGGGUUAAAUGAAAGAGAUGUAUAAAGCUUCAACUAAUCCAAAAGUAUGAUUCUUUUCUGUAAUAGGCUUCCUUAAGCUAAACCAUCAAGCGAAUUAAAGUUCCUGGAUACUUUGCCUUUAAGAAAACUAGUGGAACUUUAAAAAGCUGGAUCAUUGACCUCUGAUAUCACUUUCAUUAAUUCUGUCAAGACAAUUAUAUUCAUUAAAGUUCAAAAUCUUAGACUUCUUUGAGAGAUGAAGAUGCUUUGUGAGUCAAGUCUUAGCGUUCUUUAAAUCUAUUUUGACUCCAAAGUUCCACAAGUUCUUAGAAGUAAAGCAUUAAGAAGUUUUUAUUUGAUAGACAUUCAACUGAAGAACGCCUAAUCUUGAAAAUGAUCGUCCUUUUUGAUAAGUUAAAACUUCAUGCAUUUCUUCUAGGUAGUCCAAGAAGGAAGAAAAGCAUCUCCUGACUCAUAAUGAACCAGAGAGAUUACAAACUGGGCUCGAAGUUAUGGACUAAGUGUGGUAACUACUGACAACAGAGGGUAGGACAAGAGAACUCAGAGCCUGCCUGUCAGAACAAACUUUUGUUAUUUAGAAGCAUUUUGGAAAGACUUGCCAAAACACCAACAGAAUCAUUGCGCUACUAAUUUGAGAUUAGUGUUGUUCUGAAUUUAGACAACAAUUGUAGAACAACUUUGGAGAAGCUAAAGCCUCUCAAAACAUCUGAGGUGGAUUAAAAAGGACCAAAGAUGACAGCCAAGGCUUCAGACUAUAUUCAUAGACAUUUUCAUGUUGAAAGCAAAGAGAGUUCACCUCAUUUUUCACUAUACAUGCUUUUUAUACUUCUUUGUGCGUAAUCCUAGAGAAUGUAAUAUCUCAGAUUUCAGCUCUGAAAAUCACAGGGAUUUUCCAUAAAAUGCGUAAGAAUUCUCGCUUAUCAAAACACCUAAAUGCUAGUGAGAGCAAGGCUGAAGUACCCUAAAUUUUCAGUGAACAUUUGAAUAUCUGAGGCUAGAUAUUUCUUCUUCAGAAUCCCCCAAUUUUCAAGUUGGCCAAAUUUUGGAAAAUUUCUAAUAAAAUUUAUGGCCAAAUGUAGUGAAGAACGUUUCAAAUAAUAAAGCACUGGAUUGCUGCCCCCAUUUUCAGCCAAUCCUUUAUGCCUCAAUGCCGUUCCUAGUGCUUUUCUACUAGAUUUCAAGGACUUACUGAUCUCUAGGUGACAGUUCAUCCCCUACAGUGGGAUCCUAAUGUCUUUGAGUCAGCAUCUGUCCCAAAUUAUGUGCUGAGGAAAGUAAGUUAUAGAAAUAAGUGCUUAUUCUAAGGCCAUGAUGGAUACCUAUACGAAACUUUCAGACUGAUUCUUAAGAUUUGGCGCAUCAAAACUUGAGCUUUAUAAGAACUACAUAUUAAGCCAACGAGGUCGGGAUAACCUUGAUCUCGGCUUGUGUCGAAACACCCAGCUUCUUACUUCCAGAUAUUAGCCUUAAUAAUGAUAAAAAACUGUUGUUUAACCAAAUUUA